AUGAGUACCAUUUCAACUCAUAAAGACCGUAACUUUAUAGCUGUUAUAGGAGAUGAGGAUUCAGUCACUGGACUUUUAUUAGCUGGUGUUGGUCAUGUAGACGGUGCUAAUAAAAACUUUCUCGUUGUUGACUCUAAAACUCCUUUAUCAAAGAUAGAAGAAACCUUUCUCGAAUUUACUAAAAGAAAGGACAUUGCUAUAAUUCUAAUAAAUCAACAUAUUGCAGAAUAUAUUCGUCAAUUGGUAGAUGAUUAUGACCAGGCUUUUCCGACAAUUCUUGAAAUUCCAUCUAAAGAUCACCCUUACGACCCGGAGAAAGAUAGUGUUUUAAAACGAGUACAACGUCUUUUUGGAGAAUAA
Messenger RNA from Cetraspora pellucida, 360 nucleotides. Lineage: Eukaryota; Fungi; Glomeromycota; Glomeromycetes; Diversisporales; Gigasporaceae. The record is from the annotation of a GenBank genome assembly.